GCAGAAAAUGGGCGGGUGCAACAGCCAAACAGCUGGUGGCCGCACUGUGUCGCUCGCUCAGUGUGGUUGAUGGGGAAACCAUAGGGAAACAACAAGCAGGCAGGAAUCAUGGAUUGGGUCUCAAUAAACCUGAUCUGGGCCGCUAUUUUCAUCCAAAAGGUCGUAGGCGAGUAUGGCAUGGCUCACUUCAACGACAAAGACGAUAGCAAAGGAAAAGAUUACUGCAUUUUCUUCAACUCCCAGUGGGCACGUCUACCCCAGGACCUCAACAAAGCAUCCCGUCUCCAGAUUCAUGACCUCACAGCGUCGGUGCUGUGCUCAGCCUCUGAGGUCCCCGAUGGGGGCUUCCCUAACCGCAUACCCAUGGUGAUGAGGGGCAACUGCACCUUCUACGAGAAGGUGCGACUGGCCCAGAUCAACGGUGCCAAGGGCAUACUCAUUGUCAGCAAGGACCGUCUGACGCCACCAGCUGGAAACAAGACCCAGUAUGAGGAGAUCGAUAUCCCCGUAGCACUGCUCAGCUACACUGACAUGCUGGAUAUUAGCAAGAACUUUGGGGAUGAAAGAGAGGUGGCCAUGUAUGCUCCCAAGGAGCCUGUGUUGGACUACAACAUGGUCAUCAUCUUCAUCAUGGCCGUGGGCACGGUAGCCAUGGGCGGCUACCUGGCUGGUAGCCGAGACACCAAAAAGCGCUACAUGAAGCACAAGCGGGACGACAGCAACGAGAAGCAGGACGAGGAGACGGUGGACGUCACGCCCAUCAUGAUCUCCGUGUUCGUCGUCAUGUGCUGCACCAUGCUGCUGCUCCUCUACUACUUCUACGACUACCUGGCCAUUUGGGUGAUAGCCAUCUUCUGCAUAGCGUCUUCCGUGGGCUUGUACAGCUGCCUGUGGCCUUUUGUCAGAAGAAUGCCUUGCUGCAAUUGCAGGGUCCCGGAAAACAACCUGCCCUACCUGCACAAGCGGCCGCAGAUCCGCAGUCUGCUGCUGUCCGCCUUCUGCAUCGGUGUCAGUGUCACCUGGGCCGUGUUCCGCAAUGAGGACCAGUGGGCCUGGGUGCUACAAGACACCCUGGGUAUCGCUUUCUGCCUCUACAUGCUCAAAACAAUCCGACUGCCCACGUUUAAGGCCUGCACUUUACUCUUGGUGGUGCUUUUUGUCUACGAUAUCUUCUUUGUAUUUAUUACUCCGUUCCUCACGAAGAGCCGGGAGAGCAUCAUGGUGGAGGUGGCGGCCGGCCCCUCUGACUCCUUCUCUCAUGAAAAGCUCCCUAUGGUGCUGAAGGUGCCCAGGCUGAACUCCUCCCCCCUGGCCCUGUGCGACCGGCCCUUCUCCCUGCUGGGCUUUGGGGACGUCCUGGUACCAGGGCUCCUGGUGGCGUACUGUCACAGGUUUGACAUCCUCACCCACUCCUCCAGGAUCUACUUUGUGGCCUGCACUAUUGCCUACGGCGUCGGCCUGCUGAUCACCUUUGUGGCGCUGGCCGUGAUGAAGAUGGGCCAGCCAGCCUUGCUCUACCUGGUGCCCUGCACUUUACUCACCAGCCUGGCGGUGGCGCUGUGGCGCAAGGAGCUGCCCCAGUUCUGGUCUGGGAGUGGAUUUGUGCCUGCCAUAGCGCGCACGCCGAUUAACUGUACUCAAACCUCGGCCCCGCCCACAGAGGAGUCCUUGACCAAUCCUGAGCCGCACAGCCCAGAGCCCACCAAUCAGAGUGAGGACACUCAGGAAACAUCCUCCACCAACAAGAGAGCGGAGCACAGAUUGGAAUAAAAUCAAAAAAGGAAAACUUCUAGAGACUUGGAGUGCGGCAUUAUAUAUACAUAUUUAUAUGUGUAUAUUAAUUGUUAUAUUGGUUGUUUGUUAUUUUAUUUCUCUGACUGUGCAUUAGGACACUUGAAUUGAAUUGCAAUGGACGAUUUUAGUGUUGACAUCUGUGUAAAUAAUAACUAUCAAAAGAAACUAUUGAGGUAGCUGGUGGGGUACGGGGCAACACCUGGUGUGAAACUGAUCUUGGACCAGACCCUCACACUAAGGCCCUCCCUCCUCGCUGCUGUACUGUGCUGCCUUUCACUAACAAAGGGAACCAAGCACUCAAACUCUAGGCAAUAACCUAGUCGGUCUACACUACGGUGCAUCAUUUCCCCC
Messenger RNA from Gadus chalcogrammus (walleye pollock), 2145 nucleotides. RefSeq names its product signal peptide peptidase-like 2 (gene sppl2b). Gene Ontology annotation, molecular function: aspartic endopeptidase activity, intramembrane cleaving. The transcript has 15 exons. Gene Ontology annotation, biological process: membrane protein proteolysis. The record is from RefSeq and is a predicted model, not a curated record. Gene Ontology annotation, cellular component: Golgi-associated vesicle membrane; lumenal side of endoplasmic reticulum membrane; cytoplasmic side of endoplasmic reticulum membrane. Bases 109 to 1770 code for a protein of 553 amino acids. NCBI's taxonomy places the organism in Eukaryota, Metazoa, Chordata, Actinopteri, Gadiformes, Gadidae.